Brassica napus (rape) is the source of this 1559-nucleotide messenger RNA. Its product is annotated as L-type lectin-domain containing receptor kinase I.9-like. The record is from RefSeq and is a predicted model, not a curated record. Gene Ontology annotation, molecular function: carbohydrate binding. The transcript has a single exon. Bases 78 to 980 code for a protein of 300 amino acids. Lineage: Eukaryota; Viridiplantae; Streptophyta; Magnoliopsida; Brassicales; Brassicaceae.
UAUAAGAUGCAUUGUUUUGAGGUGAAAGAUUUGCACAUCAGAUCCAAACUCUCUCUCUGCUUCAUUAUUAUAUAGUAAUGGCUCCUUGGCUGAUUCAGAUCCUGAUUAUCUCUUCUCUUCAUCUCAUCUCUCCAUCAAGUCAACAAGAGACAAGGUUUGUCUAUGAAAACUUUAGCUCCCAAGAAAAUCUUUAUCUAGAUAAAUCUGCAAAAGUACUUCCCAGUGGAUUAUUACAGCUGACAAGCGCUUCAGACCACCAAAUCGGUCAUGCUUUCUACAAGAAACCAAUUCAGUUCAGUUCCUCUGGGCCAGUCUCCUUCUCGACGCAUUUUGUGUGUGCUAUGGUUCCUAGGAAAGGUAUUGAAGGUGGUCAUGGCAUUGCCUUCCUAGUAUCUCCUUCUAUGGAUUUCUCCCACGCACAAGCAAAAAGAUUCUUGGGGGCUUUCAACGCGUCAAUAAAUGGAUCUCAAGUUCUUGCUGUUGAGCUUGACACUCUUUGGAACCCUGAGUUCAAAGAUACUAAAAGCAAUCACGUGGGGAUCGAUGUGAACAAUCCUAUAUCUAUAGGAGUAGCUCCGGCGUCUUACUAUUCUGACAUAAAAAGGAAAAACGAAAGCAUAAACCUCUUGAGUGGAAAGCCUGUACAGGUUUGGGUGGAUUAUGACGGCACUAUGCUCAGUGUCUCGAUCGCACCACUUAAAGUCAAGAAGCCAAGUCGGCCUCUUUUGUCACAUCCCAUCAACCUCUCAGAGAUUUUUCCGAAUAGAACGAAACUGUUUGUUGGGUUCUCUGCAGCAACAGGGAACGCGGUGAGUGGUCACUAUAUUCUUUGGUGGAGUUUUAGCACAAGAAGAGGAUCACUGCAGCGACUUGAUAUCGAAAGACUUGUUGAAGUUCCUCAUUCUUCAGCUCCUCAUAAGAAGCUUCCUAUUAUUCUGCUAGUUUGUCUAACUUUUGUGGUUUUCUCUCUUCUUGCAUGAGUUUAUUUCCACAUAUGUGUUGAUAUGUCAAACAUGAGAAUAAAUAAUGGUAAUGAAUGAGAAUAUGUUACAAAAUUUUCAGUUACAAGACUUCCUUAUUCCUUACCAACUGUUGAAAUUGUCACGUCGCCAACAGAAGAGUUUUAGUCCAAUUUUAACAGCAUCAGCAGUUAGAGGUAAUUUCUGAGGUACAUAAUACAUUCAUCUCAGCAAACUGAGUUAGUUGCUCUCAAGAUUGUUGUGUAAUCUGCCUCACUUGUUCCAAUAUAAUCAGUUUGUCCCUUUGCAAAACGUUUAUCCACUUAAUGAUUGAUUAUAAACAUUUAGUUUAUUUUGCCCCUCUCUGUUUUACCAAGUACAGAAAUGAGAUUUCUCCUGAGGCAUUAUGAUUCCUCAACACGCUGGUCAGAUAUCAAAUGACUCUCUGUUAGAAACUGUUUUGUUUAAUGAGCCAGAACUGUGUGUGGUUAUGAAUCGGAAUAAUAAGUAUUUGUGGGAUUUGGGAAAGAGAUUGGGUGUUCUUGGAAUGUAUUGGAGAGAAAAUGUUAAACAACAUAUGAUGUGACGAUUUGAUAACUG